AUGGAACAAGGAGAAGGAAAAAGACUUACCUCAAACCCAGUGGAACAAAGAGAAAGAAAAAUACAAACUUUAAAUCCAGUCGAACAAGGAGUCAGGAAAAGACUUACCUCAAACCCUGUGGAACAAGAAGCCAUGAAAAGACUUACCUCAAACCAAUUGGAACAAGGAGUCAGGAAAAGACUUACCUCAAAUCCAGUGGAACAAGGAGAAGGAAAGAGACUUACCUCAAACCCAGCGGAACAAGGAGUCAGGAAAAGACUUACCUCAAACCCUGUGGAACAAGAAGCCAUGCUAAGACGACAUACCUCAAACCCAGUGGAACAAGGAGUCAGGAAAAGACGACAUACCUCAAACCCAGUGGAACAAGGAGAAACAUUGGAAAUAUUGCCAGAAUAUACUUCUAAGGAGUUCCCGGUAGAGGAGGAAAGCAAGAGUUACCGGAGAAAGGGAGGAAAGCAUGAAUUCACUGAGAAAAGGAGGAGAAAUGAGUUCCCAGGGAAGAGGGGGGAGCAAGAGUUCCCAUGGAAGAGGGGGAAGCAAGAGUUCCCAUGGAAGAGGGGGAAGCAAGAGUUCCCAUGGAAGAGGGGGGAGCAAGAGUUCCCAUGGAAGAGGGGGAAGCAAGAGUUCCCAGGGAAGAGGGGGGAGCAAGAGUUCCCAGGGAAGAGGGGGGAGCAAGAGUUCCCAGGGAAGAGGGGGAAGCUAGAGUUCCCAGGGAAGAGGAGGGAGCAAGAGUUCCCAGGGAAGAGGGGGGAGCAAGAGUUCCCAGGGAAGAGGGGGGAGCAAGAGUUCCCAGGGAAGAGGGGGGAGCAAGAGUUCCCAGGGAAGAGGGGGCAGCAAGAGUUCCCAUGGAAGAGGGGGGAGCAACAAGAGUUCCCAUGGAAGAGGGGGGAGCAAGAGUUCCCAUGGAAGAGGGGGGAGCAAGAGUUCCCAGGGAAGAGGGGGGAGCAAGAGUUCCCAGGGAAGAGGGGGGAGCAAGAGUUCCCAGGGAAGAGGGGGGAGCAAGAGUUCCCAGGGAAGAGGGGGGAGCAAGAGUUCCCAUGGAAGAGGGGGGAGCAAGAGUUCCCAUGGAAGAGGGGGGAGCAAGAGUUCCCAUGGAAGAGGGGGAAGCAAGAGUUCCCAUGUAAGAGGGGGGAGCAAGAGUUCCCAGGGAAGAGGGGGGAGCAAGAGUUCCCAGGGAAGAGGGGGAAGCUAAAGUUCCCGGAGAAAAUGAGGAAAGAAGGAGUUGCCAGACAAAAGGAGGAAAGAGAGAAUUCCCGAUGA
Molecule: messenger RNA, 1260 nt
Organism: Ylistrum balloti
Lineage: Eukaryota; Metazoa; Mollusca; Bivalvia; Pectinida; Pectinidae
Product: collagen alpha-1(XXV) chain-like
Exons: 3
Coding region: 1-1260 (419 amino acids)
Source: RefSeq, a predicted model, not a curated record